AUGGAUUCCGACAUCCCGCUCCCACCACCCUGUCGCGCCCGCCAGCAAACAGCUUUGUCCAGAUACCCCCCACACCACCGCAGCGAUUACUUCACGUUCGACUGCAGCCUGCCAUCUAGUGAUCCCCCGCUAUUCUCUAGUGAUGAUUUCCAAUCUUCCGCGCUAGAGAACUAUCAUAAUGGCUCAGAUCAACAGCACCAACAGCACCAACAGCACCAACAGCAGCAGCAGGAGGAGGAGGAGGAGGAGGAGGAGUGGAACGCGGCGACGCGUCCCGGUAGCAGCGGCAGUCGAGCGCAGACGCAGACAACGAGGAAGCGCCAAUAUCGAGGUACAUGGUGGGGGGAAGAGGAGGCAGAGAUGAAGAACAAGAUCAUGCUGAAGAAGGGCGACAGAUAUGCGACGGCGGGAAAGAAGCGGAGGACGGAGUUUAAGGAUAAGCGCAAUAUAGACAGUGGGGUAUGGUUUGGUAGUGAUGAUUCUGUUGAGUCGGCGGUGUCGAAUAAUAGCGAGUUGGAGGGGGAUGAUUGUAAUGGGCGUGUUGUUCCUGGCCCGUAUUAUGCUACAGGCGUUGCUGGUGGUGCUGGUGCUGGUGCUGGUACCGAUGGCAGGAGUGGAUAUCUUGAAACUACAGAAGAGCAAACUGCUAUCCUACGCGGUCCCAUAUUUGCACGAAGCCGCCAAGCUGUUGAUCGUGCGAAUGCUACUAAGGCGAUGCAGGUGGACGAGCCGUCUGAGCAUCGCCAGGCGCGGAAAGUUAUUACGGAAUGUCUUGAGACGGGCCUUGAGUUUAUUGAUAUUUCAAAUCUCAACCUACGCACCAUCCCUUCGGGCCUUCUCCGGCCCAUUGCCCAAUUCACAAAAUACCCCAUCAUUCCCAAAAUGGAUAAAAUACCCUCGGUGUCUCCUCCCAACUGCGAACAGUUUUUCAGCUCCUUCGAGCCCUUCCUCUGCCUCUUCAUGACAAACAACAGGCUGAAGACUCUGCCUGCCGAAGUUUUCGAGCUCUCCAAUCUUAGCGUCCUAAGCGUACGCCACAACGAGCUCGAACAGAUCCCGGGCUCCAUUGGCAACCUGACAAAGCUUCGCGAACUGAACGUGGGAGGGAAUCAGCUUUCUUAUCUGCCGUUUGAGGUGUUGCAGCUAUUGCAGAAAAACCACACUCAUAUGAGACAGCUGGCUGUACAUCCGAACCCGUUCGUCAUGCCUGAGAGCUCGAUCGUGGCAGAGUGGCAUUGUAAUGUCGCUUCAGAUGGCGUGUUCACUCAAAGAGGACAAGAAGAGAGAAAGGAAGAAGGGGAUGAAGCCAUAAGCGUGCCUGCACCAUUAUCAACAGAAAUACGACCAGCAUCCGCAGGUUCAGUUCCCAUCCCUAUCCUCAUUGCAAAAGGGAUCGUGCAAUUUUUCGACGCGGAGGGGCGCCCAGUUGCCGUACCCGAGCCAAUCACCAAUUCUAAUACUAGCACCACGUCCUCCUCCUCUUCCCCCUAUUCUCCCACGUUAUCAUCAACAUCGCCAUCAUCCUCCCCGUCUUCAUCUUUGUUCUCCCCCAGCCUCCGCGAUAUUGCCCUACGCGCCUACAACCGCGGGCCACAAAUCUCCCACCUCAUCGACCCAGACACCUUCGCCGGACCCGCCAUUAUCCUCGACCUUCUAAAGCACGCUGAGAAGGUCCGAGAUGCUGGCGGCAAGAAGUGCUCGGUUUGUGCCCGGCCGUUCGUGAUUACGCGGGCGCGAUGGAUAGAGUGGUGGGAUUGUGAGUCGCAUGGGAUGAGUGCUCCGCGCCAUGGCGGUGACGGUGGCGGUGUUGGUGUUGGCGUUGGUGUUGAGGUGGAUGAUUAUGGGGUGUCGCGGACGCUUAGAGCAGAGAUGUCGCGGAUUGCGAGGGGGAGGGCGUUGAAGCCGCUUCCGUUUUUGAGGGAGGUUUGUUGUUGGGGGUGUGCGCCUGGGUUUGGGUCUGGCCGGGGAUUCGUAGAGGAGGGGAGGUAAGGUUAUGUAAUAUAUGUGGUAUACCUAGGUGCAAGGGAGUUUGGAGGGGAGGAGCGGUGGGGAGGGUUUCAUUAAUGGCUCCUUUUUUUCCUUGUUCUGCAUAGCGUUGGGUGCUGGUUGCUGAGUUGCUGAGAAAUACCCCCCGAAUGCAUAUAUUAUGUGUGGAAAGUAUAGAUAUAUGGAUGUAUGCAUUAUGCAUAUACUUCACUGCGGAGUUGGCAGAGAGCUUGCUUUCCGUUUCUCUUGCCUUUUCCCAUGUACUAUCUUUUGAGUAUCUAGAAUUUUCUUAUCAGGCUAGUUCGAGCCUUUGUAAUUAAUUAUUGGUAGUGUUUGUUGGCAGGUAGCUUGAAGGACAUAGCUUUCCAAGUACAUAACUCUGCAUCUCAUCUAUCAAGCUUGCAUUUAUGCAUUGGGUAUACAAAGAUGGUGCGUUAAAAACCCGGGGUGUUUACAAUCAAAUAGAUUAAUAGAAGUUGUUGUAUGCAGCAAGCAAUCGCUUCCAGCACACGAGACUCA
Molecule: messenger RNA, 2505 nt
Organism: Blastomyces gilchristii SLH14081
Lineage: Eukaryota; Fungi; Ascomycota; Eurotiomycetes; Onygenales; Ajellomycetaceae
Product: leucine Rich Repeat domain-containing protein
Exons: 2
Coding region: 1-1989 (662 amino acids)
Molecular function (GO): protein binding
Source: RefSeq, a predicted model, not a curated record